CUAAAGUGAAAGGAAAGCGGGGAAAGAUACGACAAGAGAUAAAAACGCCACAAUAACAGAAAUUUUUGUUCGUAUAUUGUACAUGUAUCAACAACAAAAGCCUGUUUUGGAUAUCUUUUUGUUUAGAUGCAAUUAGUUCUACUUGAGAUUACUUAAAAGAUGCCAGAACUGGCACCAUGUUGUCAAUCAUUCUCUGAAGGGAUUCAGUAUUCCAAACCAGAAACAGCAAACUUAACUAAACAAAAAAUGGACCACGAGAGGUGGAGAUAUGAAAAUGCUGUUCAUAAAAUAGACAUAAAUUCUAAAAUUGCAGAAGAAAUUUGUUCUAAAAAUGUACAACAGGCUAAAGACGACCACUUAAAAACUUUAGCAUACGCUCGGGUAUAUCAACUUCAUAGUUUUGAUAAAUAUGAUCCAUUCAAAGACGAUCCUCUAGAAGGAAAAGCCAAACGUAGGAAGCGGAAAAGGAAACAAAAACCUAGACCAAAUACUUUCCAGACAAUUGCAAAUCCGGAAAAGGAUGACCCGGAAACAUUACUUUCUCUUUCACCUCAACGCAGCACUCUAACACUUGCUGCACUGAAUAGAACUUUUCCUCAAAUUUCAACAAUGGAACCAGUAGAAAAAGAAACGGACAAUAAAAGUUUGAGUAACUCACAUUACAAUGCUCUUUGUCUUUGGAAAAGUGCUACUAAGAAACUGUUUAUGAAAGAGAAAAAAGUCAAAGCUCAUAAAGAGCCUCAACUUACAAUGAAAGCAAAGGCUAAACUGGAGGUUGAGAGGCCACAACGAAAGAACAUAUUCCCCGGGGAGUGCAAAACACAGGCUGCUCUAAGGAGAUUCAUGGAACAUGAGACAGAACUAGUUAUGCAAGAAAUGACAGCACCGAAGCAUAAAAAGGAUGAGAGUUUUAGGAAAAUGGUAGAAAGAGCACAACUACCAGACAUCAUUCGGAGAGAUAAAUCGUUUUCUGCAAUAGUUAAGGACUUUAAAACGUACAAAGAGGAGAAAGAAGAACGAAGGCACAGGAAAAUGAUUGAAUAUGUGACACAUCACUUCAAUCAAAAUUCUAUACUACAUUAAAAAUCCGAAAUAUUUCUUAGGAAUUAAAACACUUGUUUUUUUAACUACACUUAGCUUCCUUGUAUUGAUUACUUACAUUUAAAUUAUGUUUUCAUUUAUCGUUUCAAAUGAUGUUUAAUUAUAAUUUGAAGACAUUAAAACAUGUAUUUUAACUUAUGUGUAUAACAAAACUGGAAACUUUUACAGCAAUACUAAUAAAUAAUUAAUCCACA
Mytilus trossulus (common blue mussel) is the source of this 1295-nucleotide messenger RNA. RefSeq lists its product as uncharacterized. Lineage: Eukaryota; Metazoa; Mollusca; Bivalvia; Mytilida; Mytilidae. The coding region runs from base 160 to 1083 and encodes 307 amino acids. The transcript is spliced from 2 exons. The record is from RefSeq and is a predicted model, not a curated record.